CACACCGCGGCUUCCUCCUGCGAGCGUUAAUUUCUUGGCUGCGUCCACAACUAGAAAGCAUUCCCGUCUUCUCCCUCCUUUUGGCAGCUUGCCUUCCUCUUCCUCCUCCGCCUUCCCCCUCCGCGAUCCAUGGACGCCUCGUCGUCGGACCGCCAGUCGCCGCGCAGCCGGCAGCUGCAGCUGCAGGGCCCGCGCCCGCCGCGCCUCUCCGUCAGCAAGGACUCCCACAAGGUCCGGAAGCCGCCCGUCGUGCCGCUGCCGCACGGAGCCCAACAACCUCGCAACCGCCAACAACCACAGCAGCAGCAGCAGCCCCGCGCGCCGGUCAUCAUCUACGACGCCUCGCCCAAGGUCAUCCACACGCAGCCCAGCGAGUUCAUGGCGCUCGUCCAGCGCCUCACCGGCCCGGGCGUGGGUGCCGCGGCCAACUCCAUCGAGCCGCAGGAGGUCCCGCCGCAGUUCCAGCCGCAGGAGUUCCUCCUCUCCCCGACCGCCGGGCUCUCCCCGGCGGCGCGGUACGCCGCCAUCGAGACCUCCGUCCGGCCGCUGCCGCCCGGGCCCGCGCCGUACGCCGGCUCCUGGGUCGACCUGGACGGCCUCGCGGAGGUGCUCGGCCCCGGCCGGCCGGGGAUCCUCUCGCCCCUGCCCUCCACGCUCCCGCCCGCGGCCUCGGCGGGGCUCUUCUCGCCGCUGCCGUUCGACACCAGCGCCGCCUCCCUCGCCUGGCUCAACGACCUCAGCCCCUUCCUCCCCUCCGCCGCCGCCCGCGACGCGCCCUUCGCAUCCAGCCCCGGCGCCGGCAUGCUGCUGGCCACGCCCACCAUGCCAUCGCCGGGGAUGAUGAUGCGCUUCUUCACCGACUUCCCGGACCUGUAAAUCAAACCCUAUACUACACUUAGCUGAUUCCAUUUGUUUAUUCUUCACGUCCGGUGCGACAAAACGUCUCGCUCCCUCUUUUACCGCGCGCGCCGUCGCGGUAAUUCGGGGUGGCGGCUACCGGAGACGGCGGAUUGUGCAGAUGCAGUGUAUCAAACACUCCAUGUGAUGACAGAUAACAUUCUUUUAGAACAAAUUCAUACUCUAUUGUGUAGGUGAGAGCAGUUGGCCUGGUCUGUGCUAGGAGUGCUAGAUUUUUCUUCAAGUUUUACUUUGUUGUCAACUGUAGUAGGUUGGUAGAGCAGGUGCUAAUCUUUUCUUCCCUAUAUCCUGUUUAUAAUUCUUGUUGUGAUUUUAUUUUAAAUUUAAAUUUAAUUACGACAAUAGUUAUGGGACUGCCGGA
Lolium perenne is the source of this 1279-nucleotide messenger RNA. Its product is annotated as protein MKS1-like. NCBI's taxonomy places the organism in Eukaryota, Viridiplantae, Streptophyta, Magnoliopsida, Poales, Poaceae. Gene Ontology annotation, cellular component: nucleus. The record is from RefSeq and is a predicted model, not a curated record.